Molecule: messenger RNA, 4356 nt
Organism: Lepisosteus oculatus (spotted gar)
Lineage: Eukaryota; Metazoa; Chordata; Actinopteri; Semionotiformes; Lepisosteidae
Product: endothelin-3
Biological process (GO): regulation of systemic arterial blood pressure by endothelin; intracellular calcium ion homeostasis; vein smooth muscle contraction
Cellular component (GO): extracellular region
Molecular function (GO): hormone activity; endothelin B receptor binding
Source: RefSeq, a predicted model, not a curated record
GUUCUUAUCUUUCUUAACACAGAGAGCGGAAUGUUGGCUCCCAGUUACUUCCAAUGCAUUGCAAGGCGACUUGGGGAAAAGAAAUUCAAUUCGCAGUUAUGCUGGAUACUUGACCUCCCGGACUGGAUCUAAACAAAUGAACAAAAAUGUGCGUCUUUCUCGGAACUUAACACUCGACUGAUACCAACUCAUACCGAGACCUCUCCUGCGUUUGGAUUUCUCCCCCCUUUUUUAAAAUAAAACAAGCACGAAUUGUUGUGUACUUCUUGCAUUGGAUAUAACCAUCUGGUAUUAGUUUUAUUUCAUAACCAUUUUCUCAUUUGGAAUUAUUGGGUUAUGGCUAAUGCGUCAUUCAUGGAUCUGGGGGUAUGGUUGCUAAUUUGUGUAACAGCUGCUUUUGCACAAGGUUCUGCGCCUCUCAAAACCGAACCCAGCGAAGUGAAUUUGUCACUACGGACUGACCCUGAGGCGGCACGCCUGGAUGUAGGGGCUACAGGUUCCACCGUGGGACCUAGCUGGAGCUCCGCGGUCUCCGUCAGGAGCGCACCUGGCCAAGGUAGCGGGGAAGCCGAGGGCGCGAUAUGUGCGAAGUCAAAACCACGGAGAAGGUCCAAGCGCUGCACAUGUUACACUUACAAAGACAAGGAAUGCGUCUAUUACUGUCAUCUGGACAUCAUCUGGAUCAACACACCAGAGCGUACAGUUCCCUACGGACUCUCCAGCUACCGAGGUUCACGGCGAGCGAGGCGCGCGGCCGAGCUUGCACACGACACUGCCCAGGGCCCGGCGGGCUCUCUCCGCUGCUACUGCAUGGACCAGAGCGACCCGGAAUGUGACGUCUUCUGCAGCAGGGGACAGAGGUCUCCCUGACAGAAGACAAUGUGAAGGCCACUGCAUACAUGGACUCCACUAGACCUGGGUGACACCUCACACAUUUUUCUUCAUAAUGUAUUCUUUACAAAAUUAAAACAGUCUCUAGGCGGCACAGACUGGUUGAAAAGAAGACAAAAGGGAUCAUUGUAGAACUCCCUGACAUUGGAUUUGUAAUGCUGCAAAUCUCCUGGAUUACCAAAGACAUAAUGAAAUAAGAAAGAGGUAAGGAACUCUGGAAAGUUUAUUUAAAAAAAGAAAUUCAAAUAUUUCAAGCAAAGCAAAGACUGGUUGAGAAAGACACAAUAUUGUUUUAACAUCAGUUCUGUUGACGCAGAGACCUGUGGAUUAAUCAGCAGACAAAAGAGAAAACAGGAUUUUUCCGUUGUCUCCUACACAGAUAGCAGAAGUGGCACAUGUGUGGUCACACCAGCAUGAUAUUUUUGGAUGUAUCAAGAGAAGAUCUUAUGAAGGGGCACAAAAUGCCAUUAUGACACAUUCAGCAACAAUGAAACUAUAAACCUCAAUGGAUUAUUCAUAGAUCUUUGAAAGAACUUGCAAGGAAAUGAGCAAUAUACUGUCCCAGUUUUUAACAGUACUAUUCAUAUUGUCUUUGUGGAUUUUUCUACUGUGGAAAGUCUCAACAUUUUAGAUUGCAAUCAACCCAAAGUUGACUAACUUUUCAUUGAAGCAAAUGAUAUCAAAGCUCAUACUGUGUUGAGGUUGUUUCCAAUUUUCUUUCAUUACAACGUGAAAAUAAUGCCAUAAACCUUUGUUUCAACACCAACAUGCGGUUGUCAUCAGACUGUCUAUACUGUCUGGAAGUAUAGUCCACACAAAUAGCCUUAUUCAUUCACAAUAAUUGAUGAGUUGGAGUUUUGAUCAUAUUUAAAGUGCAUUGGAUUUAACUAUGGGAGAGAGUUCCAAACACAAUUGCAAAACACACCCGAGUCAAGGUCUGUUGUUAAGACAAAGACCAAGAGGAACUCAGAAUGUAUGAGAGAAAUAUUUGCCUGAAAGCCUAAUUUCCUCAUGUCACAUAUAAGUACAUAUUUACUGUAUAUAAAUGAAAGUAUUAAAACUAGUUGAAUAUUUGAUUCUAGAAACAGCCUAGUAAUAAUUUAGAGAAUGAAAAAUUGUAUUGUUUUGUACAAAAUAAAGGUCCCUUAAAAUUACAUAUAAAUAAUACCCAAUAAUAAAUGUGCAUUUACUUUGAAUAUGUUUGCAAUAAUUUUACAUUUGGCACAUAUAUAUAUGAAGUGUAUUAUUCCUAAUAUAAGAAAGUAUGCUUAGCAUGUACCAUAACUGUUAUAGCAUAUAACUGUUAAUUCUUACAUAGGUUUUUUUUAUCAUCUCAAGGGCUUGUUCAAAAUCAUAUUCUUCAAAAGGUUUAAUGCAUUAUGAGUGGGAAAUAGUUACAGUAAAAUGAAAAAGUAAUCGGUUUAUGCCAUGCUGAAAAGAUAAGAAAGAAAACAACAUUUCGGCAGUGGAGCCUUCAUCAGGUGUCAUGAUCAUUAUUAAAAAUAAAAUAUACUCAUCUAAGCUGGAUUCUGAUGAUUCAUAGCUGAUUUCUGAAAUUGCUUAAAAGGGUUGAACACAGACCAACCACAGGAUCAGAAUCCCAGUCUUCCUUAAUUCAUACAUCACUGAGGAGAGGUCUAUCAAACGGUGUUCCACAGGGAAUCUGGUAACUCUCCGAAGUGCCAUGUGAAUGAAGUGAGUAGUUUUUUAUAAAUGUGGCUCUCUGGAUGCCAAAUAAGGUAUACAGACUAACUAUUUAAGACAUUGAACUUUCUGUGUGAAAUAUUUUGCUUUUAUGUUCUAAACACAUUUUACAGAAUUUAUGUCUAUCAGAAAAGAAAGCUAAGAAACGGAUUAAAUUAUUUUUCUGGUCUGCUUUGCAUUGACUCAUUGUGUGGAGACCCAUGAUACUAGCCAGUAAGAUGUUUAAGCCUGAUAAUUACAGGUAUGCUUUGAACAGAAAGUAGAUAGCAGAAAGGAACCAAAUUUAGCCCAGCCCGUGGAAGAUUUAUUCCUUUGCUGUAAAAGGUGUUUGAGACAGGAUAUGCCUACGUACAUCAAAGGAAUUGGAAACAGAUCGUAAUGUAAAGUUGUGAAGAAGCAUUAAGACAAUUUCCUGGGCUGUGAACUCAACAUGAAUUGUUACAAUUUGCACUCUACACAAGACCGAAAACAUCUGCUGGUUUUUAAAAAAAAACUUCCUCCGAAAUCAAAAGCCAAUAGCCUUUGGAGGUAAUGUAUCGAAGUCCUGUGAGCUUGUUACUUUAUCAUUUCCAAAACAUUGAAAUAUUAGAUGCAGAAGAAAGACAAAGCUAGGUUAAAGUUGAAAAUGUGCAAAUGACAUCUAGAGACUAGAAAAUUUAAGCUACAGAAACUACUUCUCAAACAUCUCUGUUAAUGCAGUGAAGUAUAGCAGGAAACCCAAAUGACACUGGAUAUAAAAAGAAGCAAAGGACCACUUGCAGCCACUGCAGCAGUUUCUUCUGAAAGGUGUUUUACAAAGCUUUCCACCUUCUGUUAAUUCAAAUAAUACCAAACACCUAACACUCAGAGUAUUGGCUCAUCUGUGAAAGUUCAGGCUGCUAUAAAAAAAAAACAUCCUCCACUGUUCCUGCUCAUAUACUGUAUCUCACAGUAGAGCCUUCAGUACAUGGGUUUCAUAACACUACAUACAGUAGAUUCUUCAUUUGAAAAGUAUUUUGUAAAUAAAACUAUAGAAAUGAACAGUACACAGGUGCAUACUGCAUGACACAAGAGCACUAUUGUCUCUGUGCAUGUGUAAGGAUAUUAACAUUCCUUUAUUAGCUGUACAGAAACAUUUUAUAAAAACUUAAAGGUCACCAGUCCUCAAUGGUAGCAGGGUCCUAUGGUUUUCACUCCACUUAACCCUUUAAUUAUAUAGUUGAACCCAUUUAAACUUUUACCCAGAUUUGUAGCUGGUCGUGAUCUAAAGACAUUUACUCUAUGAAACGUCCUGGACUGGGUCCCUGAGACAUAGACAGGCAAAAAUGCAGUGCUGUAGUUCCACAAUGUUAAUGUAACAGCAUUAAGAGACUGUAAGAGACUGAUAUUUUACCACUAAUAGUUUUGUCAUAUAUUCAAUUUGAGAUUGUCAGUUAUGGGUUUAUAUUACAGUUUAAAAUAAAUUAUAUUUUGUGAACCUGUGUUACUGCAAUGACUCUUUAAUUAGCAGGGAACUAUGUAAGAAUUUUAUAAUGACCCCCUAAUGUGCACUAUUUAGCUACAUCCCCUCAUAAGCAGAAACAUCUGGGAGGUUUAAAAAUUAAAGUGGCUCUUUUUAAACAUAUUGGGAUAGACUUCAUGUAGAGACAUAAACACAAGGAAAGUACUUAUAAGCUUUGUUUUCACUGAUCGAAUUAGAUGUUUAUAUCUGAGAACAAAUGUGUAUAUUAAUAUAAUGAUAAUAAUAAACUUUAUUUUAUAUAGCGCCUUUAAAGGUGGCUU